AUGUCUUCCAAGGUUAAAGAUCCUGAUAUUGAUGGCCAUACAAAGGAUUCUACUGGCCAUGGACCUUUGAUGAAAAAAAAGAUGAUGGCUGAAGCUGAAGGAGUGACAAAUCUGACUGAUGAUGGCGCCUUAAUACUUAGUGAAGAUCUCAGCUACAGACUUAGGGAAAUAGUUCAGAAUAGUAUCGAAUAUAUGAAACAUGCAAAGAGACGACGUUUGACAACAGAUGAUAUCAAUGAUGCUCUUCGAACAAGUGAUAUGCAACCUAUACUUGGCCAUGGUUCUCCAGAACCAGUUACUUUUAAACAAGUCAAAGAUGCAGAUAUUCAUUUUGUUGAGGAUUUAGAUCUGAAUGUGGCAAAUAUUGCCUUCAAUAGUUAUAAACCAAAGGAAACUGUAGAACUUGGCAUCAAAAGUUUCUGGUAUGCUAUUGAAGGUGUAUCCAAGAUCAGCCCAGUGCAGAAUGCUGCAGGUGAGACUUGGAAAACCCCUUCAUUUGGUCAAAGUAAGCCUGUGAUUGUUAAAAAAGAGAAAAAGGAACUGUCAGACAAUAUGUUGUGUUAUUACGACUACAUGGUAAAAGCAAUUCUUGGAGCUGAUGAAGAAGCUAUGAAAUUUGCUUUGUCUGAUUUGAAAACCAAUUCCAAAAUAGUUCCUCUAUUACCAUACUUUGUUAAUUUUGUGUCAAAUGGAGUAAAAACAGUUAGCCAUGAUAUCUCACAGCUGACCAGGUUGCUGCACACUGUAAAAGCCUUGACUAACAAUUCCAACCUCUACUUGGAACCAGAGCCUUAUCUUGGUCUUUUAGUGCAAAGUGUAAUGUACUGCGGCCUUGAACCCCUUGCAGCAUCCAUUAACCCACUCAAUGAUCACUGGGUGCUGAGGGAUUAUGCUGCUCGACUUCUGGGACAUAUUGUCAAAAAGUGGAGUGUACACAACAGUGCUUUGAUGCAGGACACCUUGAAGAGUCUAAAGGAAGUUAUUUGUGAUCUUUCAAGGCCAUUCUGUUCCCAUUAUGGUGCUGUCAUGGGAUUAUUAGCUUUAGGUACAAAGGCCAUUGAAGAUGUUCUUUUGCCACAGCUUCAAGUCUACAUGCCUCACCUUAACAAUUUCAUGGAGGAUACAUCAUUAAACAAUGCUCUGUUGAGAACAGAUGCUAAUAAAGUUUAUGGUGCUAUACUGCUGGCAGCAGAAUAUGUGAUGAAAAAUCUUCUCCAACAUCUUGAUUUGCAGACACCAUAUCCAAAUGGCUGCCCCAAAUCUACUAUUUUAUUACCAGACCCAUCAUCAUUCCAGUUGGUUAAGGUUGAACCUGGGGCCAGUGAACAUUUAUGGCAUUCAAUGCAAGAACGUUUUGUGGCUGAAAUACGAAAAGAGCACGAAGAACAGGAAAGGUUGGAGGAGGAACGGCGUCGUGAACGUGAGAGGCUUGAACAGGAACAACGUGAGCGUGAGCGCUUAGAGAGGGAACAGCAGAAGAAGGCAAAAGCAGAAAAGAUGGAAAAACAGCAAAAGAAAUAUCACCAGCGGCACCCAGAGAAAUUCUGGCAGCCAGUGCCAACAGAAGAUGAGGCUGAAGAUAGUGACAAUGCAAACGACAAUAUAGACAGAAUGCAAAACAAAAAGAAAUACAAUAAUGGUGCCUUUUUUUUUCUCCCCACUCCUUAUCUCUUGAAUCUAAGUGCCUUUUUUUUCUCUCUUUUUUUGAAAUUAUUGAAGGAAAGCUUUCUUUCUUUCUAG
Acanthosepion pharaonis is the source of this 1740-nucleotide messenger RNA. NCBI's taxonomy places the organism in Eukaryota, Metazoa, Mollusca, Cephalopoda, Sepiida, Sepiidae. The record is from the annotation of a GenBank genome assembly.